AUGGCCACAAGUGCAUUCAAAUGUAUUGAAACAGGACUCAAAUGAUGCGCACGGCUUUUUUCCCACCCGAUACUUUCACCUUAUUGUCUGGCAGGCACGUGCACACACAUUUUUGGGGACAGGUUCUCCAGCCAAAAACGGUACCCAUUGCCAAAAUGUUUCAUUGUAAGAAAAAAUGAAUGAUAUCAUUAUUAACAUGAGGUGAAGGGAGGCUACAGUGGAUAUAAAACGUCAACUCACCCACGCUCAAAAUGAUUUGUUUUAGGGGGCCGGUGGCAAGCUUAUGUACAAUACUCACAAGGACUCAAAUUCUCCAUCAGUUCUCAAUACCGCUUCUCCUGUUCAGGGUCGCAGGGUGCUGGAGGCUAUCCCGGUCACCGCUGCGUCGCAGGGCACGGCAAGUUUAUUUGUUCCACCCUUAAUCACAAAAGACUCUCAAAAGGGAUUCACGGGCAAUGAUUGACGAGGUCCCCUAAUGUAACCCUGCAAUUCGGCCAAGGAAAACUCAAGAAAACUUGAGAAGGGAUGUCGAGUGGGCAACGUUUAGCACAUAGGCUGGUGCUGUACAAUGUCAAUUUCCAUGUCAAGAUGCUGUACAAUGUUCAUUAAGAUGGCAUUAGAGUCCAUUUAAAGAGGGUUAGGUAAGGUUAGGCUGGCCCAUACCAGAGACCACCAGAGACCACUGCCAAUUAGAAAAUGCUCAAGAGCCUGCGGACUUCUUUCUGGCUCUCCGAGUCACCGAAAGACCAGCGUUUUGCAAGCGUAGGUUUCGGGAGGGAACGUAUAGUACAACUAAGUCAGCGAGAUAAGAGGGUGCUCACCCGUGUAAUACAUCUCAAGUGGACCAGGACCCACUGCAAGUUGGCCAAAAAGGGGUAACAGUCUUGCUGCAGCGUUUUGCGCGAACUGCAAGCUUUUAGUCCGAGAUGUGGGAAGGCCAGAAAGCAGCUUGCUACGAUAGUCUGAGGCAAGACGUAGCUAUAAUGCGUGGGCACCAGCGGAUAGGGUGGGCCUAUCGUGGCGAUAUUGCAAAGAUGAAAAAAUGGAUUUAUAGACACCAACAACCAGAACUCAACACAUGUACCCUUACCCCCCCCCGCAGAUUUUCUGGUUGAGGGGGGUGCUGAUUGAACUUCAAUCCCCAUCAUGAAAUUGUCAAGGGGGGGGCUAAUGGAACGUCGCUUCAACCCCCUAAAAUAGGGUUAGUGACGCCACUGGGCUGCAGCAAAAGGCCCUUUUUCAUGCAGGUGCUUGAGCGCAACCUAGUGGCCAUGUGUGCACCUGAUUGUUGUCUUUCAAUCGGACACAUUUGGACUCACACUAAAUCUAUUUGUCUUUUCUUCAACUCUGUUAUGUCAAAGGAAUUUUUUUUUUUUUCAAUUUGGAUUUUGUCGUCUGUGACGUCACGAUUUUCAACUCUUACCUGGACAUCUAGCACAUGAAUGUCAAACACGCACGCACAGAAUUCGCACACGCCUUUCGCGCACGCGCACAUUUGACGCCGCAGCGCGCGGGAGCGUGCGUCUUCAUUUUCGCAAAGACUGCGGACAAGACGGAAGCCAGGAUGAUGAUGAGUUCGCCGUCAGACAAGAUGAAAAAAAAAUGGUCCAAGGACAGUCUCACUCUGUUGCCAUGUUUCUACUUUGUCGAGCUCCCCAUCGUGGCGUCGUCCAUGGUGUCGCUGUACUUCCUGGAGUUGACGGACGUGGUGCGGCCUCCGCGAGUGGGCUUUCGCUGUCACGACCGCGAUCUCAGCAAACCCUACGUGGACGGAGGGGACGAAAUGAUUCCGCUGCUCAUGCUGCUCAGCCUGGCGUUCGCCGGCCCGGCCGCCUCGAUCAUGUCGGCGGAAGCUUUCCUUUACUUCCUGCAGUCCCGAAUCAAAGGACGGCGAGCGGAAGGCAGCAUCAACGCGGGAGGCUGCAACUUCAACUCCUUCUUGAGGAGGACCGUCCGCUUCGUGGGCGUGCACGUGUUCGGUCUCUGUGCGACGGCGCUGGUCACUGACGUCAUCCAGCUGUCGACGGGUUACCACGCGCCGUUCUUCCUCACCGUGUGUAAGCCCGACUACAGCCGCGUCUCCUGCGACGCCGACGCCUACGUCACCAAAGACAUCUGCUCCGGACACGACCGGCACGCGAUCGCGGCCGCCAGGAAAACCUUCCCGUCGCAGCACGCGACUCUGUCUGCUUUCGCCGCGGUCUACGUUUCCAUGUAUUUCAAUUCCACCAUCUCAGACAGCACCAAGCUGCUGAAGCCCGUCUUGGUGUUCUUGUUCGCCAUAGCCGCCGCGCUGACCGGCCUGACUCAGAUCACGCAGCAUCGCAGCCACCCCGUCGACAUUUACGUGGGCUUCCUGAUCGGAGCCUUCAUCGCCGCCUACCUGGCUUUUCACGCAGUGGCCAACUUCAAGUCUUCUGACAUCACUCUAGCCCCGCCUCUUCCGCCCACCCUGGACGACCCUUUGCGAGCACUGACCGAGCGAGGGCACGAGUCGGUCUAUAACAAGGGCCCCGCCUCUGCCUCUGAGAGCAAUGACGAGAUAGUGGCGACCCCGGGACCCCUGGAGCGCUUGGACGGCAUGGGGCCCCUUCAGAGGGAGGUCGCGUCCAUGGGGAGCCUGAAGAGGGCCAGCGUAGAUGUUGAGCUGAUGGUGCCGCGGAGUCCCAUGGCCAAGGAGACGAUGCUGACCUUCAGCAAUACUUUGCCACGGACCAGCAUCAAUGUCAGUGACGGAACGCCGGCUCCGGUCCAGCCUGUCCAGCGGCGUCUGAAGACGGUCCACGUCCCGACGGACCCGGUCUCAUCGCACCGCCUGUUGUCAGAAUGGAAGCAGAAGUCUGUGGAAAUGCGGGCCCAGAGCGCAGUGGGCGAGAACAGCGACGACAGCUCAGAGGCGGCUAGGGACGACCGAAGCUCACCUGUCCUCGUCUGCCAAGUGUGGUCUGGCAAGCCCGCUUCCAGUCGUAACCCGACUCCUCCUCCGGGAGGUGCCAAAGCCGUGGUGACGCCUAGACCGCCUCAGAUCCCCGAAGCGGGACCGCCUCCUGUUUCACCGAAGAGCACCUUGGCCCGUGCCAAGUGGUUGGCCAUUCGAGAGAAGACCAACCAGCCGCGACUGGUUCAGGUGGUCGCCGUGUCCAAGCAGCAAGGCCUCCUGGCGUCCCUGUCCUCGGGUGAAAAACUGUCAGAAAGCGCCUCCGCCUGUUCCGGAAGCUCCUCCGCCCCGCCCUCUCUGCGCUACCGGCCGGCCAGCGAGAAGCAGCGCGACGCGAUCCUCACCGUGGACGCCCACGCCUCUCACCAUCCUCUGGCCCAAACCCCCCUGAGUCCCUGGGAGUUGGCCGGGGCCGACCCCCGUGACGCGUAUGACUUGAACAGCCACCAGCGAGGAGAUUCUGCCGCCUGCGGCAGCAGUUUCCGGCCGCGGCGGUCCGCCGGCGGCGCUUCUGAACCGGCGCACCCGAUGCACCCGCCGCCUCAGAUGCAAUUCGAGGUGCUGACGGACACGCAGCGCAAGGAAAUGGCAACGAGACGCAAGACGGCCCUGGUUCUUCUGGAGCGAGAUGCUCACCUGACUAAUGAGGAGAAUCACUUCAACAGUUUCCAAAGGCGCAGAAUGAAGGAUUAGUCCAGUGACCUAUUUUGAAAAAGCCUCCAAUUUGGAGGCAGGCGUGCCUGUAAUUGUAAUGCAGUCGCAACAAUUCAUCAGUUGAUUCUUAUUCGUCACUUUGUUGAGCAGUGGGUGGGGCUGGUGAAGACCUCACGCUGAUUCAUGGUGCUAACCAUAGACAUCCGUGCGUAGACGCAAUAUUGAGUGCUGAAUCACGGCGACCUCGCCGCCAUAUUGGAUGUGGAAGAGUGGAGCGAUCGCAGAUGAGAUGAGAGCAGUCGUCGUUCACGUCGCAACCGUUUUACACUCAAAGCCAGAUCUCACGCGACUAAGACUGAACCGUGGCUUUUCGCAACAAUGAUGAUUUAGAAUACAUCAAAUACACUCACAUAUGCUUUGCAUACAAAGUCGAUGGCAAUAACAGACAGGCCGAGCGUCGUUUCGAUCACGCAAUCGGCUGAUUUUGCAGCUCAUGCUCUGGACGGACAAUGAAGACAA
Molecule: messenger RNA, 4111 nt
Organism: Phyllopteryx taeniolatus (common seadragon)
Lineage: Eukaryota; Metazoa; Chordata; Actinopteri; Syngnathiformes; Syngnathidae
Gene: plppr3b
Product: phospholipid phosphatase related 3b
Exons: 8
Coding region: 1439-3631 (730 amino acids)
Biological process (GO): phospholipid metabolic process; phospholipid dephosphorylation; signal transduction
Molecular function (GO): phosphatidate phosphatase activity
Source: RefSeq, a predicted model, not a curated record